AUGUCCGAUAUUGACAGCGACACGGUCUCAGUGCCUAUUGAGGAGCAACAGACACUCGAUCUCGUGCACCAACUUCUCCGAUCAUUUCAAAAUGGUCGAAGCGGCAUGGUCUUCGCUUGCGGGGGAAAAGUGCCCAUCCCCGUUGCCAACACCACAGCUCAACAAACUCCAAUGAAUAUGAGCUCAGCACCGAUCUGCCCACCCGUCAUUCUCCGCUGGGACCCCGGCUCGACAUCUAUCCCUGCCGCGGAGUGUAAGCUCGAGUUCCCUCUGGACCACUCUGUCAACACAACGGUGAACAACAUGAAGCAGUUGCUUCGGGACAUGCAGCCUGCCACCUAUGGAUACCAAGGUCAGGAUGUCCUAGACGAGUCAUACCGCAAGGCCUCCAAGCUUGACCCUUCUCACUUUGCGUGCACCUUCAGUCCCCACGAGCUAGGCAUCAUCGACGAGGUUGCGCGGAUCCUUCUGCCUGGAUUCGAGGAUAAGACCAAACCGAAAAAAUACGCGUACACGCUUUGCGAGCCACAGAUCCAGCCUGUUAGCGUGAUGCGAUCUGAGCUGUACAAGCUCAAUGUGUACGCUGGGCCGUCCGGUCACUUCAAGGCCCACGUCGAUACGCCUCGGUCGACCGAACAGAUCGGAUCCCUCGUCGUUUGCCUUCCAUGUGUCCACCAAGGCGGUCAGUUGGAGGUGCGCCACGAGGGUCGGACCAUGACGUUUGAUUGGAGCAUGCCUGAGACUGCCAGACCUGAGAUCCAGUGGGCUGCCUUCUACAGCGACUGCGAACACGAGGUCAUGGAGGUCACCUCCGGCCACCGGAUCACCUUGACAUACAACCUCUACGCGAGCUCAAUCACCGGCUCUCCACAGGUCGGCAAUGGCCUCCUGGAUUCGACUCAGCUCCAGUCCCAUGGCAUCCUUCACUCGCUUUUCCUCCAGGAGAACUUCAUGCCCGACGGCGGCUAUCUGGGCGUCCAUACUUCUCACGCAUACCCGCACACAAGCAAGUCGUCACGACUCCCUUCCACACUCAAGGGUGCUGACAUGGUCGCAUGGGAGACGUUCCGCUCCCUUGGCUGCGGUGUGAGGCUUCGACCCGUCGGCGAGCUGUCGGAGUUUGACCACUACGGACACAAGUAUGACGAACCAUGCCCUGCGGCGGACUUCACCGAUACGUCGUCUGAAGGCGAUCGCAGCCACACCGACAACGAAGAGCUGAUGUAUCCUCCCAGCGAACCGGAAGACAAAGAGGCUGACUCAGACGACGUGGACUCGGACGAAGUGAACUCGGGCGACGUAGACUCUUCCAAGGGAAGUGAUGACGACCAGCCCAUGGCUGAGAGUGGACCUCUGGCGAGCGGGUCUGACACGAACGCCGUGCACGCCUCGCAGCAAGAUGAAGGUGACCAGCCCAUGGCUGAGCAGCCGGGACCUCCAGCGAGCGGAUCAGAUCACUUGGUGACAGACUCGGUCGACACGCAAGCCGCACAGGUAGGUUACGGUGAUCAACCCAUGGUCGAAGUACCCAAGCCCUCGCCAAUCGGGCCUGAACGCUGGAUGAUCGACGCGGAUGAGGUGGAGGCUCUCCAGCAGGAGCUCAAGGAGUACCAGUCUCUGCCCAACAACGACUUUCAAGGGCUCGAGCCCGCAGGCCGUCUCAUUCCAAGACGCAAGAUAGACGAAAAGGACGAGGAGGUCGCCGAAGCCGAGUUCGAGAAGAUCGGACUGGAGGGCGGGUGCCGGGUCCUUGGCAACGGCCUAUCGUUCCACAUCGAUCGCAAUCUCAUCGAGGACGAUGUGGAAAUGGGAGCACUGUUGGAUCGUUGGAUUGAUCGAAAGGCAUCGAGACAGGAACGCACCGCGAAGCAGCCGGGUCGCGUGCUUUACGAGGAGGUUGCGUGGCUCAACCACUGCGGGAUUCACAAGGAGCCACAGAUCUCCUAUGGAAUUUACGGCAACGAAGCCGAGACUGCCAUUAUGUACUCAACUUGUGGUAUAGUGGCGGAGGUUCCUCCGUACACCACGCGCAAGGCACUGCUGCGAAAGGAGUAG
Messenger RNA from Diaporthe citri, 2055 nucleotides. RefSeq lists its product as uncharacterized. Bases 1 to 2055 code for a protein of 684 amino acids. The transcript has 2 exons. NCBI's taxonomy places the organism in Eukaryota, Fungi, Ascomycota, Sordariomycetes, Diaporthales, Diaporthaceae. The record is from RefSeq and is a predicted model, not a curated record.